Adineta steineri is the source of this 1107-nucleotide messenger RNA. NCBI's taxonomy places the organism in Eukaryota, Metazoa, Rotifera, Eurotatoria, Adinetida, Adinetidae. The record is from the annotation of a GenBank genome assembly.
AUGCACCUUCCUUCUUCCGUGCGUGAUCGUUCUUUUUAUGCCAAAUUCUACAGUCGUCAUCCAUCAGAAAUAGAAAUAAUCGAUAAAAUACAAUCUUCUUCUUCUUCUACUACUACUCUAAGAACAUUAUCAGAAAGUCCAACAACAAUAACACCAAUAUCAGAUGUAAUAUCAAGUACUACUUCAGGCUUUUUUUCAUCAUCUGAUUGUUCAUCAUCUGAAUCAACAAGCUCAUAUACAAAACGUCGACGUACAACAGCACCUAUUAUACAAGAACGUUUAAAUACUUACGAGUCAGCUUGUACUCGCCCAAGUUUACCAUUACCAUCAUUACUUACAUGUAAACUAAAAACUCAAUCUAUUUCUACACUAACUUCUUCGUCUCUAGUCAAUCAAACUAUACCACAACACAUACCACCGAAACAAACAAAAACAUUAUUAAAAAAUACAUCCAGUUUAAUCGAUAACGAUACAACAAAAUCUAUCUUAAUUAUACAAGAUAAAUCAUCAUCAUCAUCGUCAUCGUCAUCUUCAUCAUCAUCAUUUUCAAAUUCGAUGAUAAACGAGAAAUCAAUUUCAUUAGAUUCAUCUAAACGAUAUUUAUCAAAAUCAACAAGUCAACUUUGUGAUCCAUCAUUAAAUAAUAUCAAAGAAGAUCAAGUAUCUUCUGCAUCAUCAAGAAAUAUUCUCGAUGUAAUACAAGAAGAACUAUCUGAAAUUCGUCGUGCUGAUCAUGAUUUAAAAAAUAUGUUUCUUUCUAUUUAUGGUAAAAUUCAAAAUAUUCAACAGUUAAAAUCAACAACAGUUCAUCAACCUAAAGGUCAACGACACCAUUAUCUUCGUACUGAAAGACCUUCACGUUUAAUAACACACUGUUGUUAUUCGAGUAAUAGUGAUAUUCGUCGAUUGAGUUGUACUCAUCAUCAUCAUAAUCGAAAAUAUCCAUUUCAUACACUACUUGCAUUACGAAAUCGAAUGAAUACUUUACGAGUAUCAUCAUCAACAGCCGAUAAUGAUAGUUAUGUUGAUACAGAUUCAUCGUCUUCCUCAUCUGAUAGUAGGACACGUAGUUCAUCAGUUGAUAAUGAAUGUUGUGGUAAUACAUGA